CGCAGCUGCAGUGACACAGUAAUAACACACACAACAAUCAUGGCGGACAAUGAAACCCUGGAGUGUAUAACGGAGCACGAGCGGAUUUUACAGGAAAUUGAGAGCACGGACACGGCUUGUGUCGGCCCCACACUUCGGUCUAUCUACGAUGACCAGCCAAAUGCCCACAAACGCUUCAUGGAGAAACUGGAUGCCAGGAUACGGAACCAUGACCGGGAGAUUGAAAAGAUGUGUAAUUUCCACCACCAAGGUUUCGUGGACGCCAUCACAGAGCUCCUUAAAGUUCGGACUGAUGCAGAGAAGCUGAUGAACCAAGUGACAGACACAAAUCGAAGAUUACAAGAUGCUGGGAGGGAGGUGACAUCUCAGACUGAGGAGGUGAUUCGCUGUCGGAUCCAGCAGAGGAACAUGGCUACCACAGUUGAGAAGCUCCAACUCUGUAUACCAGUUCUGGAAAUGUACAGCAAACUAAAAGAGCAGCUGGAAUCCAAAAGGCACUAUGCUGCUUUGAAAACUAUGGAGCAACUAGAGAAAGUCUAUAUACCGAGGGUCAGCCAAUACAGAUUCUGUCAGAUCAUGGCAGAAAACCUGCCCAGACUGAGAGACGAGAUCAAGGACAUCUCAAUGUCUGACCUAAAGGACUUUCUUGAGAGCAUCAGAAAGCACUCUGACAAGGUUGGAGAAACAGCAAUGAGACAGGCUCAACAGCACAGGACAUUUAACAGCGCAGUUGCAAAGCAGGCUAGUAUGGGCCACUACACAAAGCCUGUGUACUGCAUCAAUGGACGAACACACACUGAAAUUGGAAUGAUGAUGGACGAUGACACCGGAGAUGAAGAUGAAGCUGAUGAUGAGAUCCUUGCUGCUCAGGAUUUGGUGGACUUCUCUCCAGUCUACAGAUGUUUGCACAUAUACACAGUACUGGGAGACAGAGAAACAUUUGAGAAUUAUUACCGGAAACAGCGAAAGAAACAAGCCAGACUGGUGCUGCAGCCACAGGCAAACAUGCAUGAAACUGUGGAAGGGUACAGGAGAUACUUCAAUCAGAUAGUAGGUUUUUUCGUUGUGGAGGACCACAUUCUCCAUGCAACAAAAGGGCUGGUUACCCGUGCUUUCACUGAUGAACUGUGGAACAUGGCUCUCUCCAAGAUCAUUGCUGUGCUCCGGACACACUCAUCAUACUGUGAAGAUCCAGACCUGGUCCUGGAACUGAAAAACCUUAUAGUUAUAUUUGCUGACACGCUUCAGGGUUAUGGUUUCUCAGUAAAUCGUCUUAUCGACCUACUGUUCGAAGUCAGAGACCAGUACAACGAAACUUUGCUGAAGAAGUGGGCGCUCGUUUUUCGGGAGAUCUUCGAGGUUGACAACUACAGUCCUAUACCAGUGGAAACGGAAGAGGAAUAUAAGUUGGUUGUCAGCCGCUUUCCCUUUCAUGAUGCAGAAAUUGAGAAGCAAGACUUCCCCAAAAAGCUGCCAAUGUCCCAGUCCGUCCCUCAGAUCUACAUGCAGGUCAAGGAGUUCAUCUAUGCCAGUCUGAAGUUUUCAGAAUCACUUCAUCGCAGUUCAACAGAGAUUGACGAUAUGCUAAGAAAGUCAACCAACCUACUGCUGACAAGAACUUUGACUAGCUGUCUGCAGAACCUCAUAAAGAAACCUCACAUAGGACUGACUGAGCUGGUGCAGAUCAUCAUUAACACCACCCACCUGGAGCAGGCCUGCAGGUAUCUGGAGGAGUUCAUAUCAAACAUCACCAACAUCUCCCCGGAGACUAUUCACACGACCAGACUCUACGGCUUGUCCACUUUUAAGGAUGCCCGUCAUGCAGCAGAAGGAGAGAUUUACACCAAAUUAAAUCAGAAAAUCGACGAGUUCAUCCAGCUAGCAGACUAUGAAUGGAAUAUGGUGGAAUCCGAUGGUCGUGCCUCAGGAUACCUUAUGGACCUCAUCAAUUUCCUCCGCUCAACCUUCCAAGUCUUCACACAUCUUCCGAAUAACAACAAUGACCAUGCGUCGAUGUCGGGUAAAGUGGCCCAGACAGCCUGCAUGUCUGCCUGUAAGCACCUGUCCACAUCACUGAUGCAGAUGCUGUUGGACCCCGACCUCAAACAGAUCAGCAUGGGUGCCAUUCAACAGUUCAACUUAGAUGUCAUUCAGUGUGAAUUAUUUGCAAGCUCAGAGCCAGUACCAGGUUUUCAAGGUGACACGCUCCAGUUAGCCUUCAUCGACUUGCGACAGCUCCUGGACUUAUUCAUGGUGUGGGAUUGGUCUACGUACCUGGCAGACUAUGGUCAACCAACCUGCAAGUACCUGAGAGUAAACCCGGCCAUGGCUCUGGCUUUACUAGAAAAAGUCUACAGAGGGAUGAAGGACAGCAGUAAGAAGAACAACAUCUUCUCCCAGUUCAGGAAGAACGACAGGGACAAACAAAAGCUUAUAGAGACUGUGGUCAAACAGCUGAGGAGCCUGGUUAACGGCAUGUCCUCGUAAACACACGCACAUUCUGCAAAACAAGCAUGCACACACACUGAACUGCCAAAAAAUUAACAAUAAAAAACUCUACACACAAUAAAGGCACAGCAAUACAGACGAAGUUUGCAGGGACAUGUGAUCAUAUCAAGUAUUGUCUGUUACUGGACUUGAUGUAAAUGGCACACACAUACACACAAAAAUACAGUUCGCAAGAAUGAACAGUUGAAUAAUUGUAAAGUAUUUUUAAUGCCUAUAUUAACAAGACUAUAUUUACUAUACUGUUUAUAUAUUUGAGAGAGUGCAAUGUUUGUAGCUGCAGAGGAAGUGACGGGCAUAAGCACCGCAACACAGCAGUCAACAGUGGACCACCACGCAUUGCAUUUCCUUGACCUUAGUGACUUUGUUUACCUUCAAUACGUCACCCCACUAAAAUUCAAGUCCAUCACCUUCAACUCUGAGGUAUUGUUGCUGCCUACUGCCUGUUUGAAGGAAGUCAGGUGCUGUGCUGUGGUCAUUGUAGAAUCAAAGUUAAUAUUUGUCCCCUGACCCAGGAAAGGAAGUCACAGUCAGCCACAGAGCAUCGGAAGCUCCUGAGAUAGACAACCCUUGACCUGACAUAUGGUAAACCAAAGUUCGUGUUCAAGGAAACCAUGAGCUUUCCUCAUAUUAUCUCCUUGCAACCUCGAGUUUCCAGGAGCUAGUUUAUCUUUGUUGCAGUCAUAGCAUUUUAGCAUGAAGAGAUGUAAACCUGGCUCUUGGGGGCGGGGGGGGGUCUCCAACUACAGACUAUUACAGACAUUAGCUAGCAUAAUCUCUCACCUGCUUCUCAAGUCUUGAAACUCAGUCUUGAGUUAUUACCUAGAUACAGUACAAAAUCAGCAACAAGGUAAAAAGAGUCUUGUAUCAGGGUCAGGUUGUAUGUCCUAGACCACUGCUGUGUGAUCCAAAAUAGACCACAUAAGGGAACAGCAAGAAGGGAGAAUGUGUGCGACAGCCCACUUGUGUAGACUCGACAGGGGUAUGCAACCUGUGUUCAUUAGAGAAGGGACAGUAUCGCUGAGCUUGCGUGAGCGUAGUAGGCUUCUGACAGUAGGUGGGGACAUUGUUAGUCACUGCUAACACUUGACUGCAUCUCAAGAGCAGGGUCUUCUCUCCUCAGUACUGAAAUCUACUUUUCACUGCAGUCCCAAACAUUGGGUGUACAGACUCCUCAGUUACCUGUUCAGUUGAGACCAUUUGAUUUUUCACCUAUUUCGUAUAAGCACAGCAAUAGCGGCCUGAUUUGUCUCUGGAAUGUUGAAACCUGUACAUUCCCAAAGCAUUUUUUAAAUAUUUAUUCUCUGCUCAACUCUCAGCAGAUAUUUUUGCACUGAAGAAAAAUGAUGAUUUCUCCAUUCUUUCUUAGUUUGUUUUGCUUUUUUUAACCAGUUGCUUGUAAAUCUCACUGUACAUACUGCAUAUUUUGUAAACAAAAAAUAUUGCAGCUGGUUUGUGCUGCAAAUUCUGUUGACAGUAAAUAUGUAAAUGAAGAAGAGUGAAAUUAUUCAUCGAGUCCAGUGUGAUGGAUUUGAUGCCGUUUGCAUGGUUGAUAUUUGAGUGUGUACACUCUCGUACUGAUUCUGAAGGACCUCUCUAACCUUCAUUAUUAUCCUCCAAGAUAUCUGUCAUGUACCGGAAUGUAUGCAGGAGCUGUUGAUGUUUCCUCUGCAGGUGUCGUCUAUUGGACCGCUCUGAGGCUCUAGCAGCUAUGUGCGUAACAGAGGACAUUUGCACUUUAAGGGUCCUUUGAAAUCUUCCUCAUGACGUCUGCCACUUUAAUUUCUUUCUCUGAUGAAUUAUGGGUGUUUCAUGCUGCACUCCCAAGAUUCUGAUAUGACGUGAAAUCACUGUAAACCACACACAGAGUCAACCAAACCAUUGACUUCCCACAACCUUCAACAGCUUGUGUCAUUUUAUUUUGGAAAAUUUUAUUUUUUCAUCAAGAAUCUCACACAGCCCAGGCGUCAAUUCAAAGUCUUACUGUAGCUUAGCAAAGGGCAGCGUUCUUACCUGCCCCCUCCCACAGAAGUGGUCCCACAUUGACGUCCAAAUGAUUUUUUGCUUUAACUUUUGUCUUUGUGACUGAGAUCCCAAAUGGCUUUUGAUUUAGUGUGCUGUAAUAAAAGACAACUGAACGUAA
Synchiropus splendidus (mandarinfish) is the source of this 4648-nucleotide messenger RNA. RefSeq names its product exocyst complex component 6 (gene exoc6). The transcript is spliced from 25 exons. Gene Ontology annotation, biological process: exocytosis; intracellular protein transport; Golgi to plasma membrane transport. The coding region runs from base 40 to 2487 and encodes 815 amino acids. Gene Ontology annotation, cellular component: membrane; exocyst. Lineage: Eukaryota; Metazoa; Chordata; Actinopteri; Syngnathiformes; Callionymidae. The record is from RefSeq and is a predicted model, not a curated record.